This is a messenger RNA of Dentiscutata erythropus, 848 nucleotides long. Lineage: Eukaryota; Fungi; Glomeromycota; Glomeromycetes; Diversisporales; Gigasporaceae. The record is from the annotation of a GenBank genome assembly.
CUAGAAAGCUUAUUCAGGAUCUUGAAGAUGGAACUUCAUUUAUUCAUAAGCAUCAUAGAAAUAGUAAAAAAACCAUGCCAAACUCACUUAUUCGUGAACAAAUUAUAAAAUUGGGUGUAACAUAUAGCUUGGUUUCCAAAUAUACAAGUUUCCUUGCUGUUGAUGAAAAGGAUAGUGAGCUGGUGGCUGAAGCCAAAAUUUUGUCAGACCAAAGAGUAGUCCCAGUUGCCGCUGCUUCUUUUUCAGUAUUGCGGUCACGUAGUUUAAAAAGUAAGUCAGUAAAAAGCAUGACUUCAGGAUUUAACUUCAUGCCAGCACCUAAGAGUUUUCUGUCGUCAUCAUCAAAAAGAGCUAGUUCGUAUAAAUCUAGUAGAAGGCUGGAAUCUUCUGAGCUGGAAUUUAGAACUCAUUGUAUUUGUCUGGCAGAUAAAGAUUCUAGUUUUAUAGAAGUGACUUCCUACGUUGGAAGUAAUAAUUCUUCUGUAUCAGUUUUACCAGCUACUCCUGUAAAAUCAAAACCUCCAAAAAUUGAGACUCUUUAUAGUUUUCUCAAUUUCCAAUCAUUUGAUGGAUCAUUUUUACCAUCUGCUAAAUUUUAUUCUUGGUUUGGUAAACAUGAUUUUAAAGAUUUUGAAAAUAUUGGAAUUGAAAAUGAAAAAGUAUUAUGUUUAACAUUAGCACUGGCAUAUUUGGAAAUUAUAAUGUUUGGAAUAUUUAAAGAUGAAUGUGAAAUGUGUUAUGAAAAAGCAAAAAAGGCUUUGAAAAAAGAAGUUGGCGGCGAUGAGCAAAAGAUUAAUGAAAUUUUGGAAAAGGUUAAAGAAUGGGUUAAUAAAUGGACCAAUGAAUAA